UAUUAUUAGUGUGUUGAAAUGGUAACCCGUCCAACUUGACAGUUCGUGGACUAUUAAUAUUAGUCUAAUAGCGUUCGAGAAAUGGCCCCUGUAAAACAUUGAAUACGAUGAGGAAGUGGACGUACAUUAUAAAACAGACAUUCUUACCGUGUGUGAAUAGGUGUUGGCAAGAGAAUAGAGGUGAAUAAUUACACACAGCUAAUACAAUGAGUACUACAUGCAAAAAGAACGAAUGAGUGACAUCAUUUACCUAUAUAUAGAUCGUGUCAAUCACGAAGACGCGUGUCUGUACUCGUAUUGUCAUGUUAUUAAAGGUUAGAUUGGACAAAUCUGCGCGCCAUCGUGGAUGGCACGAUGGUGCCAUCAUUCACGAGGGGGCAUAAAACAUUAUAUGACAUUUUAGCCUCUAAAUGCGGUCAAAAAUACACCUUUCAAUCUGUAACACCAUGUUAAAGGUGCUAUUUUUGCCACAGGUGUGCAGAAAAUACACACACACACACGCACAAUUUUUUUGCCGAAUUUGACCAAAAGUCUUACAAAAUGUUUGUUCCUUAUGAUCUCAGGAAUGCGUGGUUAAAAACCGUGCGUCGGGUUAUUCAAGCCCACGGCGAAUGUAAUGUUGUAAUACAUAUACUUGCACACCCAUUAUGUUUGUAUUGAGAGCCAUAUGCGACACGCUUUAAUUGGUAAUACAAUUAUUACAGGUAUCAUUAUUAAUUAUGUUUACCUUAGUCACACACUGAGUUACGACCACAAGUAUUAUUUUGUCGUUAACCAAACCUGUUGUAUUGAUGUAGAAAAUAUUUUAUUCGGCAAAAUUUAACAAAUUAAGUCACAGUGCCGUUAACAUAAAUAGUUUACAUCUACAGGAGAUAGUAUUCUGUAAUUUUAUCGCAAUAGAGUUUAGUAAUUUUGAAGAAGAAAGUUAUGGACUAUGGAAAAUAUACGCAGUGCAAGACGGAUUGUGCGAUAUGGACCACUGAGUCGGAAAUAAGGAAUUUAGGUAGGAUUUACCAAGUGAGUUACUCAUACACCUACUUGUUAAAUUAGUGUAACUUAUUUAUUUUCAUUCAUAGGUUCUUGCUAUAUUUUAUUGUUGAUGAUUUUCAUAAUCUACGUGAAGCUACAUAUCUUAAAUUUUAAUGUCAAUGAUUCAUUUAAUAUACAUAUAAACAUCGCGCGUUACCGCCCGUGUGUUGGGGAUAUUUGAACGGUGAUUAUUGACGGUUAUUUGACUUAUGUAGCAUGAAUUAUUAUUAAUAAUGGUUCCUUUUAGAUAUGGAACCCUUAAAAUGAUAAAGCCUGUUGCGGAUAUCAUCAUUGUUGGUUUACUGUUUAAGAUAAAGCAUGUUGCUGAUUUGCAUUUGUAGCCACCUGAUUAAGCCUGCAUUGUGUAUUGUUAUAUAAAUACGCAUUGGAUUAUUUUUACUUUUUCGUUUAACAUUACAUUUAGAAAUAUAAAAAAAUGUAUACCUAAAAUUCUUUAAACAAUAAACAUUACAAUAUCAUUAUGUUUUUCAAAAUCUGAGUAUUAUAUAAUUAUACACCUAAUAAUAUUUAUAAAACCCGCUAAGAGCAUGUCGGGCCAUUGCUCACUAUGCUUAGUAUAGGGUUCCGUGGUUACUUGUCCGUCAAAAUAAACUAUUUACAAACAGUUUAUCGGAUCAGGAUCACUAUACUUUUCCGUGAAAGUAUUUACUACCUAAGCUUAGUUUUCAAGAUUUUUUCAUAUUUUUUUAAUAUUUUGGACCCAUGGUUUUGGACCCCUCUGGGGGAUGGACAUUUUUUUCUUUCGGAGUAUUUCCGAAAAUAUUAAUGUUUAUCAAAAAAUGGAUCUAGAGGACUAAUAUUAUUCAUAUUCGUUGAAAGACCCAUCCAUCGUCAGAUCACACUAUAGGGUUGAAGGGAAAAAAAAUGCAUCCCCCCUUAUAGUGUAAGAAGGGACACGCCCUAAAAAAAUCUUUAUUCUACUUUUUAUUUUACGACUUUCUCGACGUAAUAGAUUUAUACAUCUAUCAAAUUUCAGUUUUCUAGCACUAACGAGCAUGGAGCAAAGCCGCGGACAGACAGACGGACAUGGCGAAACUGUAGGUUAUAGUUGACUUUUUUUUACUACGGAAACCUAAAAACAAACGUCAUAUAACGCGAUGUUCCAAUAACACAUUUAUUUUUAUCCUAAAGUCAUGAACUUCCAUACCGAUACAUUUAGAUUGCAGACCGUAUAAGUAUUAUUUUAACCAAAUUCCUUCGUAUCAAAGUAUUUUAAAUAAAACAUAAUAUUGCACGCCACAAAUAGUAUUGCCAAUAAAAUCCAAAACCAUAACGUUAUUAUUGCACAAGCAUUCCCAUUAUUUCUUACGUACACCGGAAAUUUCUGUAAAUCAUUUUUAUCUAAAGUUUACCAUACCGAGAUUCAUAUGAUACGGCAAAACCAACAUUGUUUGAUCUAUCCCUACUCUCAUAUAUCAAAGACAGUCCUUAUUACGGAAGAAACUGUGAGAUAAAAGACAGACCAAGUUAUAAUAGACAACAAUUACCUACGACAUCGUCAUAAGAUAAAUUAUAACAUGAUUUUAAAUAAUAUGCCUAGUUAGUAGCCAGUGAAGUCUUGAUAAGUGAUGUUCGGUGAUUAGUUAUAUAUAUUAUAAAAUGAGUGAAGUGAAUUUAGCUGCUUUAGCUGAAAGCGGUAAUGACCGCAUCGAAGCCAAGGACCCUAUGCAACAGAUCGACUUAGUAUUAAAAGCAUGCACGUUUGGCAGAUUUCAAGUCCAAAUUCUAGGCGCGGCACUAGUCGCACUAGUGGCCAGUGUGCUGGUCAGCAACUCAACUGCUUACCUACUGCCGAAUGCAGAAUGCGACCUGGAUAUGAACUUAGUGCAAAAAGGAAUGCUGAACGCUGUACCUUAUACUGGUAUGAUGUUUUCCUCCCUAAUCGCCGGUUUUCUCACGGACCAGUUUGGCCGCAAACUGUUCCUCGUUGGCGGCUACUUCGGGAUUUUUUUCUGCACUCUCAUCGCCGCGACUAGCCAGACUUACGAAGUUUUACUUACAGCUAAAUUCUUUGAAGGCAUCUUUUUCGCCUCAUCCUUCAGCCCUACCAUAUCCUACACCUCGGAGUUCUGCCACAAGGAGAUCAGAGACCGAGUGGUGUUAUGCCAGUCCUCCUUCUCCGCGUUCUCUCAAGUUGUCAUUGCUGGCUUGUCCUGGGCCAUUUUCACAAAUGAGUGGAGUUCUAGUCUAUUUGGGGGGUUCAUUGUCCUGCACACAUGGAAUUUCUACCUUUACCUCAUGUCAUUGUGGUCUUUAACUGCCAGCGUCCUUUACAUGUUAUUACCGGAAAGCCCUAAAUUUUUAAUCACUCAACAACGGUACGACGAAGCACGAGACAUCCUCAUCAGGAUUUACGUCAGGAAUACAGGGAAGCCAGCAGAUACUUUUCCGUUUCCUAACCUAUGGAAAUCAGCUAAGCAACAAGUAAUAGACGAAGCGCCGGAACUUAAAAAUGGUAGUGUAUCUCAUCAGUUGAUGGCUGGUUUAUAUAAUGUCAAACCUAUGUUCAGCAUGCCGCUAGUUCUACCGCUAAUGGUCAUAUCUUCCAUGGGGUUUUUAAGCAUGGCUGUAUAUAAUGUGUUUAGGCUAUGGUUCCCACAGCUCUCAACUGUGGUAGAACACUAUAGCAGCACGACCAGUAAUGGAGACCUGUGUACUAUGCUAGAUGCAUAUACUGAAGACCUUAGGAAUAGGACUCUGUUGGAUACGGGUGCUAAUGUAUGCGUGCCGCACCCCAGCGGCGCAGAAACUUAUAUAAACAGCAUGAUUGUCGGCACCGUGUGUUUCCUGCCUUACCUCGUCACGGGUAUUGUAGUCAACAAAGUGGGCAAGAAGACCCUACUUUUGGUUGCAGGCGUAAUAUGUGUAUGCGCCACGUUUGGUCUACGUUGGGCCAGCUCAAAGGUAGCUGUUGUGGCGCUAUUUUCUUUGGAAAUUUCUGUGUCGCAAACCAUAAUUAGUUUGCUACAAGCUACGACUGUGGAUGUAUUCCCGACUAUGAUAAGAACGCUGGCUAUUUCGAUCGUGAUGCUCAUAGGACGUAUCGGUACGCUGGUGGGAAAUAUCCUUUUCCCUAUAUUAUUGGAUAUUGGUUGUGUGGUGCCAUUCUUUGGGUUCGGUGGCUUAAUGAUAGCGGUCACAAUAUGUGGAUUGUUCCUGCCAUCAAAGAAACAGUGAUAUUUUAUAAAGUUAUUGUAAAUAAUUAAAUUAAAGUGUUGUACCUAUAUUGUAAACAGUAGUGUAAGUUAUUUAAUUAUUAUAAAUUUGUACAGAUGGUAAAAAAAUAGUACAUGAACAAAUUUAAUA
Messenger RNA from Cydia pomonella (codling moth), 4356 nucleotides. Its product is annotated as synaptic vesicle glycoprotein 2C-like. Gene Ontology annotation, cellular component: membrane. The coding region runs from base 2650 to 4227 and encodes 525 amino acids. The record is from RefSeq and is a predicted model, not a curated record. Gene Ontology annotation, molecular function: transmembrane transporter activity. NCBI's taxonomy places the organism in Eukaryota, Metazoa, Arthropoda, Insecta, Lepidoptera, Tortricidae. The transcript has 10 exons. Gene Ontology annotation, biological process: transmembrane transport.